UUCGAGACGUCCGCCAUCUUGCUUCAGUCGAAAAAUUGUGCAAAGUUUAUCCGGUGCAAUCAUCGCAAUUAUUGCUGUAACCUUGCCCAUGGAAAGAUGCCGUGGAAACGGAAAAAAAACAAUUUUGGUUUGAGGCGGAAGAAGGGGCGUCGAAGUGAACCUGAGCUACCUAAUGGAGAGUCAACCCUUGACCAUGAGUAUUGCCAAACCAAUGAAACUACAAUUCAGACAGAGGCUGCUAGUGUUGAAGCUGUACAAACAUUUGAAACAAUGGAAGAUGACCACAACUAUAGUUGUAUAGCCAGUGUGCCGUGUGAUGUUAAGAUAGACAGUGACUAUGAGUGCAUUAUUGACAUUGAAACAAUGAAUCCGGACCUUGAAAAUGAGUCUGAACUAAUCGUAAAUGAGACAGACAUUGCAGAAAAUGUUGUUGUUAAUUGUGAUGCAUUUGAUCAGUUAUAUGAUGACUUGCGUGAGAAAAUUGAACCAACUUUCGUUGUUUUGAAGGAUCACACCAUUCGAGUGUUGGAACACUACAAAACCACAGUCAAAACUUGUUUGGUGAUCAACAAGGACUUGACUGUUGAGGUGCUUAUUCAUAACAGAGCUGUGGCUGCAUCACAUAGCUUAUUCUCUGACUUAGGAAAGGGGGUUAAUUUUUUAGAGGACAUUUUGACAAUUGUUAACAAGCUCAAAACUGCCCAUGUGUGUAUUGGCUGUCCAGAGCAAGUUUAUGUGGAACUUGUUCCAGAAGGUAGCUACAUCAGCUCCUCAAGUAAACAGAACUUGGCGUACAGAGAUGGAAAUUUUGGAGCUGAACGUGGCACAUUCUCGUACAACAGUACUGUGCGUGCUGUAACGUGUGAUCUUGUUUUAGUGACAAAACGUGAUCGGUGUAUUGAAUGCAGCAGAGUUAGAGCAGUGCUGAGGAAUAGGGAAUACAGACGGAAAGAAGCUGAAUCUGCUAUAAGGAAACAAUAUACUCAUUCUAAUUAUAAACAUUCAGACAUGGACAAAACACAGUUAAUCCUGAAAAUAAAUGAACAGAAAAAUGAAAUUAAAAGCCUCCAUUCAGAAGUCAACCAAUUAAAAAGGCAACUAACAAAAAAAAUUCAGACUGAGGGAUAG
Mya arenaria is the source of this 1128-nucleotide messenger RNA. RefSeq lists its product as uncharacterized. The coding region runs from base 97 to 1128 and encodes 343 amino acids. Lineage: Eukaryota; Metazoa; Mollusca; Bivalvia; Myida; Myidae. The record is from RefSeq and is a predicted model, not a curated record. The transcript is spliced from 2 exons.